GCUCAACACUUGCUUUGCCCUUCGAACGCUCCCCUCACCCUCCUUCAACAAUAUUAGACCACCAUGCGUCUAUCAGACUACGAGGUAGUCUUCACCUCAGACUCGAACUACUUCUUCUCAUGCAGCGGAAAGUCGAUCCGCAUUCUUUCUGUCGAAACGGGACAGGUCGUGCGUAUCCUCUCGUCUUCGGUCGAAGAGGGCGGACACUCGAACACGGUGACAAGUGUCAUCCUUAAUCCCCGGAACUCUCUUCAACUCUACUCGGCUUCUCUGGACGGAACUAUCAAGCUCUGGGACUUCAACGAUGCGGUUCUGCUCAAGACCUUCGACAUCGGCUUCCCUAUCACACACAUGGUCAUGCACGAGAAUAUGCCCAAUGAUGUUUAUCUGGCGACGACAAAGAAGUCAACCAAGCGCUUCCAUCAAUACCAAGCAAGGAAGUCUGGUGGUCUUCGUGCAAAGGAAAACUCUGUGCUGCUUCGCUAUUCCUUUAAGUCGUCUCGCAAGAGACUGAUUCGCCUUCUCAAGACCCGUGCCUGCGGCGGAUUGGCUAUUUCUUCGGACGGAGAGUACUUGGUCAUGGCAGGGCGCUAUAAGUUGCACGUCAUUCAUAUUGCAGCCGGAAACGGAGUCGAGGCAGGCGGCGUAACCGAGAAUGACGAGUCCCGCUUCAGAUGUUACAUUACGCCGGAGAAGAUUACCUGUCUCGCGUUUCACCCAACUGAAGGAUGCAUUGCUACAGGAGAUGAGCGUGGACGUAUUACGCUCUGGUACUGCUUCGGAAAGAACGUGGAUAGACCAGUGACAACUAUCAUGCACUGGCACGCUCACAAGGUGGCGGCGCUCACCUUCACAUCCGAUGGAACCUACCUGCUGUCCGGAGGAGAGGAAGCGGUAUUGGUGAUCUGGCAGCUCAAUACGGGAUUCAAACAGUUCUUGCCACGACUAGGAUCGGAGAUCAAGCACAUCACUGUCUCGCCCGAUCAAGGAUUCUAUGCAAUCGGACAUCAGGACAACUCUGUCAAUGUCAUCCGUAGCGUGGACCUCAAGAUCAAGACCGUUAUUCAGGGGCUCAAGUUUUCCCAUGUGAACCACCUCACCAACCCUCUAUCGACUGGACUGGUGAUUGAGCCUCGCAAUGGCCACGUCGUCCUUAAUGGAAUGCCUGGAACUCUUCAGUUUUAUGAUCCGAUUAAGGAGCAACAUAUUAUGGAGCUGGAAAUCACCCCCCGCAACAAAGUGUCGCGUACAGACGAGAAGGAGAUCAUUCAGCCCAACGUCAUGCACUGCGCCUUCUCGAAUGGCAAAACUGGCCGCUGGAUGGUGACAGUUGACGGCCGUGAUGACUAUGAGACCACACCCGAGUUGUACCUCAAGUUUUGGGAAUACGACGACGAUGCUCGCAAUUAUAUUCUGAAUACCCGCGUGGAUGCACCACAUUCCAAGGAGAUUACCUCGUGCAUCUUUAAUCCGCGCGAAGGCAACCAGGCACCUAUGGUCGUCACCUCCUCGUUGGACGGAACCUUCAAGGUCUGGGAGCUAACCCACCAGGGAGAGGCGCGUCGUGGAAUUGAGGCUGAAAAGGCUUGGAGCUGUCGAUCAACUGGAUUCUACAGAGACAUGGUCCCACACUGUGCUGGAUUUUCCUCGGAUGGCUCCCUUCUUGCGGUCGCCUAUGAUCAGAUCAUCACCAUCUGGAACCCCUAUCUGAACACACUUCAAGCAGUCUUGACCCAACCCCCUGAGAACCGUCCCAUCAAGCACUUGACUUUCUUGAAGAACUCACCCUUCCUGAUUGCAGCGACUAAGGAUCAUUUGUACUCAUGGAACCUGCUGACUUGCUCGGUCUGGUGGAGCUAUCAAAUCAAGAUUGACAAUUUGAAGGCGUCACAGACAAAUGCCAACUUUGUGGUCACUUGCAACGACCCAGCCUCAACUACGACUCCUCAGCACAGGAUCAUCGUCUUCAAGGCCACGAGCCCUAAGCCCGUUCAUAUUGAAACCAUUAACAAGAAGGUUCGUGCGAUUACUUUCUUACCAGAUCCCGCAGUCCAGGCUAAGGCCGGUCCCUCGGAUGCGGUGGAGCCCAUUCUGAUCAUGAACCACGGAUACGAUCUUGAAGUCCUUGGGGGACGUACGGCCGAGGACUUGAAGGCCGAGGCUGAAGAAGCGGCAGAGAAGGCAAGAGCUCUGGCAUUGGAGGCCCAGAAGCAGAAGACGAUGGUAACGGAUAUCUUUGGAUCGUCGGCCAAGGCUGAGGCAGCAUCGGCCAAGGCUAAAGAGAAGAAGGAGAGGAGCGAGAGCACAGGCCGUGGUCUGGUGUCCAAGAAGAAUUUGGCCCGCAACCCGUUGUUUGAUGCACCUUCACAUGUUAUGGCACCGGUGUCGUCGUUGUUUGAGGUAUUCAUGGGACAGUUGUUGACGCAUAAUAAGGCCACUAAGGAGGAGGCUAAGGCACGGAAGAAGCAACAACAACAGGAGCAAGGAAUUCUGGAGAGUGGCGAAAGUGAAUCGACAGUAAAUGACGUGGAUAUGGAGGACGACUCUGGCAAGGCUGUGGAAGAUCAGGAUGUACCUGUGGAGACAGAGCUCCCAAGUUCGCUAGUCAGCUUUUUCUCGUCGCGGCUAACUCUAUAACUUCGAGGAGCUCUGAACCUACCCUUCUUUUUGUUUUAUCUCGCCCUCAAACAUGCCGCAUCUCUUUCGCACAUAUAAACACUCUCACGCUGCAUUAUCUGUUAUCGCAUAAAUAAAAUAACAUUUUCUAG
Gamsiella multidivaricata is the source of this 2768-nucleotide messenger RNA. RefSeq names its product WD40-repeat-containing domain protein. Bases 64 to 2637 code for a protein of 857 amino acids. The record is from RefSeq and is a predicted model, not a curated record. Gene Ontology annotation, biological process: positive regulation of rRNA processing; positive regulation of transcription by RNA polymerase I. Gene Ontology annotation, cellular component: nucleolus. Lineage: Eukaryota; Fungi; Mortierellomycota; Mortierellomycetes; Mortierellales; Mortierellaceae. The transcript is spliced from 4 exons. Gene Ontology annotation, molecular function: RNA binding; protein binding.